UCUUAAAUGGAGCUUGAAGUAAGUUCAGAGGCGAUCUUUGGCCUCAAAAGUCCAGAAACAGCCUGAUCUGGAUAUAACAAAUCCUUUGGGAUAUUUAUUACAUUGUCUAAAGUCCUUUUAGAAGAAAAGAGUGAUAGAAGAAAUCCUUAGUAAUUCCAAAGAAUCCAUUUUUUAUGAGAAGGAAGAUAGCUAUAGUGAUGAUUUUAACCAAUCUGAUGAGAACAAGAAGGCAGCUGAUCAAGAAGCCCUACCAGCAUCCAAAGAGAUUGCUUUCCAAUCUAUUCAAGAAGACACUGAGGUUCAGAUCCCUCCUGAUAUUUCCACACUAGUGAAAUUAUAUGUCCAAAAGCUAUUUGAGAUUUCGGAACAGAAACCAAACCCAGAUAUUUCUAGUUCAGCCACAUCCAAUCUGCAUUCGCAGAUCAAGGCUAAGCCAAUGAUCAACAUCACGAACCUCUCUAAUCAACCACCAGAGGGGAAAGAGAAAGAAGGUUAUAAUUAAAGCUAGUGACUCAAACAGCCGUACUAAGACAUCCCAAAUCUAUGACAAAGGUAUAAAACAGAAUGUUCAGAACUACAUCAGUACUCAAAAAGCUGAGGUCAAAAUCGAGGCAAAUGAGCAAGGAGAAUCCAUAUUCCACGAUAAAAUUACUAUUAAGCAGAAAUAAACGUAAAACAGGGAGCAUGAGACAUACCCGGACAGAGAUCAAAGAGAAGGAAGUCAAGCUGGAGGAUAUCUCCACUAAUAAGGAAAUUCCUUCCCAGAAGCAAGUCAAGAAUUCGGCUAAUACUUCUAAGAAGAAUAUGCAGCUUAAGCAGCAGAAUAUUAUCAAUAUUGAUACCAGCAACACGAAUAUAUUUGACGAUCAAUAUUCUCGAACCAGUAAGGCCAAGACUAAAAGAAAUUUAAAACUCAAAUUUGGGAAGAAGAAUAUCCGCAAGAUUAAACCUGGCAAGCUGUUCAAAUCAAAAGAUCCAAUCACUGUUUGAAGGAAUAACAUCCUUGAUUCUGUGAUUAAAGAGUUUUGCACAGAAAUUAUCAAAGAUCUCCCUAAGGAAAUAAAGAUCAGCCAUGGAAGACCGAAGCCACCUGGAACUACCACUAUGACUCCGAGUGGUGCUUCUAGAGAUAUUUCAGUAGAAAGAAACUUGUCAAUGCAAAGAAAGAGAUUUCAUAGAAGGAACUUUUCAAGACCAGAAGAUAGAACUUUGCCUGUUAUUGAUCAGAAGCCAAUGCGAUUCUCACCUCCGACAGAGCUCUUCUCAGACCCAAGGAUCCUUGAUGAAAAAUCCUUUCAGAGACUUAGACAGCAAGAAAGACAAAAGCAGGUCCAAAAGUUAAGAGAGAACAACAGAAAGGCAGGCGGCUUCUCUGCCUUUUCUCCUAUAAGAAGGCCAAGAAUUAAACAGAAUUACAAGCAAAUCAUCAAUUUCUUAUUCAGGAGCAAAACUACUAAGAAGGAUCAAGACCUGAUAUACAUUUACACUCAAAAACUUAAGCUCAUGCAGGCUAAAAUAUCAUAA
Moneuplotes crassus is the source of this 1524-nucleotide messenger RNA. NCBI's taxonomy places the organism in Eukaryota, Ciliophora, Spirotrichea, Euplotida, Euplotidae. The record is from the annotation of a GenBank genome assembly.